Messenger RNA from Motacilla alba alba, 2284 nucleotides. RefSeq names its product nudix hydrolase 19 (gene NUDT19). NCBI's taxonomy places the organism in Eukaryota, Metazoa, Chordata, Aves, Passeriformes, Motacillidae. The coding region runs from base 138 to 1256 and encodes 372 amino acids. The transcript has 3 exons. Gene Ontology annotation, cellular component: mitochondrion. The record is from RefSeq and is a predicted model, not a curated record. Gene Ontology annotation, molecular function: hydrolase activity, acting on acid anhydrides, in phosphorus-containing anhydrides.
CUGUCCCGCCUCCUGCGGGCCUCCCCCGGCGCAGGCCCGCCCCGCGGCUGCAGUGGCUCCUCCGGGGGCGCAGGCGGCGGUGCCGUCCCGCCCCGCCGCGGGAGCGCGGCCGCCCCGGCGCCCUCCGCCUCGCCGAGAUGAACCCGCGGCUGCGGCACUGGCGGGAGGCGGCCACGCUGCUGCUGGCGGCGGGCACGCCGGGCCGGCCGCCGCGCUCGCCGCUCGGCCCCUUCGACUACGAGCUGCUGCUGCUGCGCCGGAGCUCCCGCAGCGGCUUCAUGCCCGGCGCCCACGUGUUCCCGGGCGGGCUGGCGGAACCGGCGGACUUCUCCGCCGAGUGGCUGGGGCUGCUGCCCGCCUCGCCGCACUGCGGGCUGGGCGUCGUGAAGCCGCCGCCGCCCGGCGGCAGCCGCGCCCCGCUCUUCGCCACCGACCGGGAGAGCCUGGGCUCGCAGCUGCCAGGGGAAGUCGCCUUCCGCAUCUGCGCUCUCAGGGAGACCUUCGAGGAGGCGGGGAUCCUGCUGCUGGUGCCGGGGCGCGGGCCGGCCCCGCCGCUGCCCGCCGAGCGCCUGCCGCCCGCCGCCGAGCUCGGGGAGUGGCGGCGCCGGGUGCGGGAGGACGCGUCCUGCUUCCUGCGGCUGUGCCGGCACCUGGGCUGCGCGCCCAACAUCUGGGCGCUGCACGAGUGGAGCAACUGGCUGACGCCCGUGGGCAGGGCCGGCCGCGGCGGCCGCCGCUAUGACACGGCUUUCUACCUGUGCUGCCUGCAGGAGCGGCCGCCACACGUCUCGCAGGACGACCAGGAGGUGACAGCCGUCCUGUGGUCGUCACCUCCAGAAGCCAUCGAACGCUUUAAGUCUCAGGAGAUCUGGUUUCCUCCACCUCAGUUUUAUGAAUUCUGCAGGCUGUGCAACUUCUCUUCCCUUGAGAAGCUGCAGCAGUUCAGCUCUGCACGGGCUCUGGAGGGCUGUGAGCGCUGGAUGCCCGUGAUGCUGAAUGCUGCAGACGGAUUCAUCCAGCUGCUGCCGGGAGAUGAGUUAUAUCCGGAAGAUCCAGAUUAUACUGGAGAAAAGAAAAUUAUUAUGUCAACAGAUAAGAAGGUUGAAGAUCUCAUGAAAGAGGGUGGGAUAUUUCACAGGAUAGUAAUAAAAGACAUCAACAAUCUUGCUGUCUAUGUUAAUAUUCAAGCAAAAUAUAAGCAUAUAAAUCCACUGAUGAUAAAGUGUGAUAAUUCAGAUUACAAUAGCAGAUUAUAAUAUGUUUUUGGUUUAAAUCUAGAAUAUUUCUAAUUGCGUCUAUGCUCAUUGUGGUUUUGGUGCUUUUAAACUGUUGCCAAAUAGUCAUGAAAAUAUUUCUCUGUCCUGCCAAAGCAUUAUGUCACAUCUAUGUGUAUCUAAUCUCUUGAGUCUUUAAAAACAGAGCAGUUGUGCCACUGUUGGGUCACAUAGGUCCUCUUCUCACUGAAAGUUUUUAUAUAUAUAUUAUGGUUAGAACAAGCAGAGAAGAGUUGAAGGAUUCUUUUAUUAUGCUUCCAAAAGUUAUCCACUAGAUAACUGCAAUAUGUGUCUAGAAAUGAAUAGAAUCUCCCAUUCCAUAUUUGUUGACAUUUCCCACUCAAUUCUUUAUUUCAUUUUGGGGACAAGCAAUGUAUGUAUAGAUAUAGAUAUAUACAUAAAUUAACUAUAAUGCACUUUUUAAAAGAAUAUUAUAAAGUUAAUUUUUAUAUUUGAUAUACUUAAAUUCUUUCUACUAAUGAUAACAAUUCAAAACUGUAAUUUUCAAAGGUAGACCUAAUUUAAAGGAAGUCAUCUGUGGAAUUGAGCGCAUUCUUUUUAUCAAUAUAUUUUUUCAUCUUUGAGUUGUAAGCAAUUAAAAAAAAUAAAAACUGUAUUUUUUUAGCUCCAAAAAGAUAUCAACAACUUAAGGGAAUAAUAUUCCUCCUUGAUAUACCCACUUCCAUAAUCCAACAUCCCACUUCUUGCUUCUUAGCUACUUUACUAAUGUAUAAAUUCAUAUAUAAUAAAUUUAAGAACUUCAGAGGAAAGAUUGCUGCUUAAUUUUCAGUUUGAAUUUGUCUUUUCUAUUGUGCAAUAAGUGGAGUCAAUGGAGCAGUUUUGUUAAUUAUCUGGAAGGAGAAUGAUUGAUGACUUCAGAUUAGUCAGUAAAGUUGUUCAGAAAGCUUUGUUUCCAGCUUUUGUUCCGUGUUUCAAUUAAAACCUGUUGCUACAAUUAGAUUAAAUUGGUUUGUAGCAUUCAUUUGGAUUAAAAAAAAUACUGAAAAAAA